Cooperia oncophora is the source of this 555-nucleotide messenger RNA. The record is from the annotation of a GenBank genome assembly. Lineage: Eukaryota; Metazoa; Nematoda; Chromadorea; Rhabditida; Trichostrongylidae.
UUGAGCGGCCAAGAUGAAAACAGCGACCCGGAAGUGGAAGAAUACAUCGAACGAAUCGUACGUGAGGAAAAUCCAGAUCUCUCACAACUCUCUGAUGAACAAUUGAAUGAACUAAUUCGUCGUCUGUUCAUUCUGAAGAACAACCUUUCUGACGGAGAUGGUGCCGAUGCUGAUCAAGGAGCUGGUGGAACCCAACGUUGGGCUCGUGUCGCCGGUAAAUCCAUGGCAAUGGAAGUCUGUCUGACAGGUAACCGAGUUAGCGCUCAAGAGGCGAAGGAAUGUGGAAUCGUUUCAAAGGCUAGUUCUGGUCGUUCAGUAUACCCAGCUGAGCAAGUAGUAGAUGAAGCGGUGAAGCUUGGCGAGAAGAUUGCGGAACAAUCACCUCUCAUUGUACAAAUGGCGAAGGAAGCUGUCAACGCCGCCUACGAAACAACCCUGAGAGAAGGCCUCAGAAUCGAACGGCGACUAUUCCACACCACUUUCGCAACUAAAGACCGUAAGGAAGGUAUGAGUGCAUUCGCCGAAAAGCGAACACCAAAAUGGACCUCAUCUUGA